AUGGAUAAUAUUUGGAAAUCAUAUUCGGAUGCGGAACGUCAAGUGAAUUUCCUCAAAACACAAGUGGGUGAUAUCGAUGAAAGUCUCAGGCAGCGUUGGGAUGAUCUGAGUGCCGAAUUAUCACGUAACGAGUUGAACGAAUUGAAAGAACGUCGUGCAGCAUUUGGUCAGAAGGUGGCACAGCAUGACUCAACGAAGAAAUCUUUAGAUGGCAAAAAAGCGGAACUGGAAUGUUGCGAAAAAGAUUUGCUGGAGCUGAACGAGCAAAAACCACUGGCCGAACAGCAACUACAAGUAAGUUUUUCGGACGAUAGUUGA
This is a messenger RNA of Gongylonema pulchrum, 318 nucleotides long. Lineage: Eukaryota; Metazoa; Nematoda; Chromadorea; Rhabditida; Gongylonematidae. The record is from the annotation of a GenBank genome assembly.